Molecule: messenger RNA, 781 nt
Organism: Erigeron canadensis
Lineage: Eukaryota; Viridiplantae; Streptophyta; Magnoliopsida; Asterales; Asteraceae
Product: 60S ribosomal protein L18-3
Exons: 5
Coding region: 92-655 (187 amino acids)
Biological process (GO): translation
Cellular component (GO): ribosome; cytosolic large ribosomal subunit
Molecular function (GO): RNA binding; structural constituent of ribosome
Source: RefSeq, a predicted model, not a curated record
UAUAUCAUAAAUAAAUAAACCCUAUUAGGUUUUCCAUUUUCCCUGUCCACAAACCACACAUUUUUGCACAGCACCAAGCUCCGCCGCUAUCAUGGGUAUCGAUCUUGUUGCUGGUGGGAAGAGCAAGAAAACCAAAAGAAACGCACCUAGAUCCGAUGACAUCUACCUUAAACUCCUUGUCAAGCUGUACCGGUUUUUGGUGAGGAGGACUGGAAGCAACUUCAAUGCAGUGAUAUUGAAGAGGCUUUUUAUGAGCAAAAUCAACAAACCCCCCAUUUCUUUGUCUCGUCUCGUUCGUUACAUGUCUGGAAAGGAUGACAAGAUUGCCGUGAUUGUGGGCACAGUUACAGACGAUGUUAGGGUUCAUGAAAUCCCCUGUCUCAAGGUAACUGCACUUAGGUUCACUGAAACCGCAAGAGCAAGGAUAGAGAAGGCCGGUGGAGAAUGUUUGACUUUUGAUCAGCUUGCUUUAAGAGCUCCACUUGGACAAAACACUGUUCUUCUUAGAGGCCCAAAGAAUUGUCGUGAAGCAGUGAGGCACUUUGGUAAGGCUCCUGGUGUACCACACAGCCACACCAAGCCCUAUGUGAGAUCAACUGGAAGGAAGUUUGAGAAGGCCCGAGGUAGAAGAAACAGCAGAGGCUUUAGAAACUAAGCUAUUAUCUUUGUUUUCCAUGAAUCAGUUUCAAUGUUUUAUUUUUCCAGAUUUUGAAUAUUGUCUUCUUGGUAAAACAUUUAGUUUUCGUUUGGGUACUUGCUAUGAUGAAUUUUUCGUGGUUAA